Messenger RNA from Penicillium bovifimosum, 471 nucleotides. RefSeq names its product Gag/polymerase/env polyprotein. The coding region runs from base 1 to 471 and encodes 156 amino acids. The transcript has 2 exons. The record is from RefSeq and is a predicted model, not a curated record. Lineage: Eukaryota; Fungi; Ascomycota; Eurotiomycetes; Eurotiales; Aspergillaceae.
AUGUUGAUCGCCGACACGGGUCGGCAUGACAUGAUCCUUGGAAGACUCUGGUGCGCAGAUAGAGGCGUCACCAUCGAUUGUAAGAACCUCCAACUCGCAUGGCCGGAGCCUGCACGGGGUGAGGAACAGAAAGUUAUGCAGGAAGAGGUUGCUUGUCAGAUGACGAGACCUAUUCCGAUCCAGAUUCUGAAACGACCCACGGAAGAGACGAGCGCAAGACACCAGAAGGAUGCAGACCGAAGAGACACAGCAUUCGAAAAAGCAGAGAAAUUAGAAGCGUCUUUGGAGCGAGUCGACAGUACUAAGAACCCAAAUCCAACAAUCCGAAGAGAAUACAACCACUCGCACACAGAGGAUACGGUGAAGAAGAUGGAACGAGCGUUGCUUGGAGGCGAGACACCUGUCCAGUCAGAAAAGAACGUCGCACACAACGGAACACACCGAAGCCUAUGCCACAAGGAUUCUCGAUAG